AUGGACUACUUCAAGCGGGCGGCCUCUGCUGUCCUUUCUCAGGCUGGCGGACCAUUUCCAGGCUUCACAAUAGGGGAGAGGGAACCGUACCUAGAAGCACGCACAAUCUGGUCACUUCAUAGCGGCACAAAACGAGAGGACAAUUCUUCGUGCUCCAUCCUCAUCUUCGACUCCACCUUGCCUGCUCACAAUCCUCGAAGAAAUCUGCUACCACUUGCUAAAAAUGCUUGCAGGAAGUUCAGAACGAUGAGGCAUCCUGAUGUGCUCAAGUUUAUCGACAGCUUUGAGAACGAAAAAGCAGUGUAUAUCGCGGUGGAGAAGGUCAGGCCUUUGGGCAAAGCCAUAGAAGACCAGAGGAAUAGAGCAAAGGGCCGAGAAGAGUGGAUCGGCUGGGGGAUUAGGAGCGUCGCGGUGAGUGUAGACUUUCAUGGUGUGAGCGCACCUUUGUCUCUCGCGCGCCCGCAUCUGGCUCGCAUCUCGUUCUAAUUGUUCGUGCAUCUCGCUCUGGAACCAACACCUCGCACGCCGACACGCGGCAUCUCGUUGGUGUCCUCUCCAGACCGCUCUGCAAUUCAUCAACGAAUCAGCAGGCUCUACGCACGGCAAUGUCCGUCUAGACUCUAUCUUUCUUUCGGCAUCUGGAGAAUGGAGGCUAGGCGGGUUCGAAGUUCUGAGCUCGGUAAAGGAUGAGGGCGCCGUGUUGUACGUGAGUGUCUGAUCCUCGCAUCUUUCGCUUGGCUCGGUGUCACUCCCAUUUUCGGUUGCCUGUCUGUCAGUGCCGCGCUCAACGUCACACCCUUCGAACAGAACUACGGUGGACUGCUACCUGAUGCGUCGCGUUUUGCUCCUCCUGAGGUCAAGCAAGGAGGCUGGGGUCCUUUACGAGAGUGAGCACCUCAGGUCACCCAAUCAUUGGGCAUAUUAGUGUGACGCCUGAAGGUAUGCUGAUGCAUAGUAUGCAAUUCUCUCGCAGACUUGAGACGCACGCGCUGGACUCUUACUCCUUCGCGCUUCUUAUUCUGGAAGCAUAUAAUGGGUCUUUACCCCCAAUCACCGGCUCUUCCGUACCGCCAGCAGGAAGAGUGCCGCCUCAGAUGUACACCCUAGUGAAGCGUAUGAUGGUCCCCAAUGCUAAAGCCAGAGGUACCUCUGGACAACUCCUUGCUGCCGGAGAAACUCCAGGAGGAUUCUUUGCUGAGAAUAGACUGGUCAAGGUCGCUAUUGGCUUAGAUGGCUUCGUGCUCGCGAGAGAAGAAGAGCGAGCAGAGGUGAUGAGGUGAGACGUAGUAGCAGCUUUGUGCUAACUUUACAGUCACCUUGUCUCCGCUCACGCUGUGUCUUGCCCCCCUCUCCUAAUCCACCCCCUGUCGCAGGCAACUGAAAUCACACUCCGACUCUUUUCCGCCAGAGUUCACUCAGUACAAAGUUCUGCCAGCUCUUGUUCAUGCCCUUUCUUUGGCGUCCAGUGGGCAACAUGCGGGGUCAUCGACGAUUCAAGCUACCAAGAUUCUACCGCUCGUGCUGCAGCUAGGCUCAGCGCUCACGGAUGUAGAGUGGAACAAUAGCCUGACAGCUCCCAUUCUGGCAGCUUACAAAAGUCCUGAUCGAGGCGUGCGCAUGGCUCUUUUGGAGAACUUGGAGCUGUACUCAGAGAGACUGGAACCGAAGAGAAUUGUCGAUGGGGUGUGGCCUAACCUCAUCACAGGCUUCUCGGACUCUGCAGCUGCUAUUAGGGAGGCAACGGUGAAGGCGAUCUUACCUUUGGCUCCGAAGCUCAGCGAGCGAAUCCUCAACAAUGACCUGCUAAGGCAGCUGGCAAAGACUCAGGUAGAUCCCGAAGCCGGCAUCAGGACCAACACCACCAUUCUUUUGGGCAGACUUUCACCUAGUUUGUCCCUCAACACGCGGCGAAAGGUGCUCGUGCCUGCGUUUUCAAGGAGUCUCAAGGACCCCUUCUUGCACGCCAGGAUGGCUGGUCUCAUGGCUUUGAUGGCUACCGGAGAAAGCUAUGAGAGAGACGACAUGGCUCGUCUGAUAGUGCCAGCGAUUGCGCCGUGUUUAGUCGACCAAGAAAAAGUGGUGCGAGAUCAGGCCAAGCAAGGUGUGAACAUGUUUCUUAAGCGCAUCGAGGCAGAAGUUGCCUCGAUGCCCGACACCGUUCUGCCUCCUGCCAACGACGAGGUAGGCUUUGGGGCUGGAAACAGCUCCGCCUCGAGCGCCUCGACCUCUCCGAUGCCGUUUGCCAAGCCUCCCGAAGGCUUCGCCUCAACGGCAGGAGGCGCCGCGUCUGCGCUUGCUGGCUGGACCAUGUCUGCGUUCGCCAAACAGAUCGACCCGAGCGGAUUGAACGCGACUUCGAUGGAUAAUCAGCUCCCUCCACCGCGUGGUGCCUCGCCCGCCCUAUCAGCCGUCGCGUCGAGCAGCUCCAAGCUCGGCUUCGACACUGCCCACUCCAAGCAGCCCCCGGUAGGCACGAAUGCAGCCAAAGCACAAGCGCAAAGAUCCUACUCUGGCUCUUCGUAUGGCACAACGUCCUCUUCCACUUUCGCACCCGUCGGGGACGAUCAAGCAGACGCUGCUGCAGCUGUUGGUUGGGGAGCGGGAGAGGAUCUGAUCGACGUGAAUGAUGACGCCGGAGAUUGGUCCAGCUUCGAAGUUGGCGUCAAAAAGCCUACGGAAGUGCCGAGGAGAAAGUUGGGGCCGCAACGAGGCAGACCCAAGGCUUCUGCUAGUGCGACUACGAUUGGGAGCAGAUUAGGUACUGUUCGGCCCGCUCCUAGCGCAACUUCGGCACUAAAGACAAGUCUGACUGUCAAGGACGCAUGUGAGUGCCAGGCGCCAACGUCGCCAUGUGCGCUAAGUCUAUCGCUGAUCUCGUUUGUGUCGCGAAACCAGUCGAGGAUGAGGACGCGUGGGGCGAUCCGGCGGACAGCACCCCAAGUCAAGCAGUGCUGCCAAGCACCGAUGGGGCUUCCGGCUCCAAGACCAACUUGACUUCCUCCACAGCCAGUCUGGCCUCGGGCGCUUCUACCCCAUCGACAAACGCAGCGACUGCAGCUGCGGCUGCGGCCUUUUCCGCUCCCCUGCCCGGUGCGCUCGACCCAAAGAGCGCUAACGAGACCAAUGAACCAGCAGAAGAUAGUUGGGGAGGUAUCGAUGACGCGCCGAACGAGACGCCUGGUGAUCAGACGAAUCAGAAUCCAGGCGAGCAAGCCCAAGCGGCUCCGCUCAGUAAAGACGAAAAGCGAGCGGAAAUGGAGAGACAACGGCAGGAGAGAAGAGCGGUGAGUCAUUCCGUUUUCCUUCGAAUUAGCAAACGACUCCGAUCGCAGGAAUGGGCGAUCGGCAGCUCUUUCCCGAAAUUUGCCUGAUUGCAAUUCUUUCCUUCACAGAGAAUGGCGGCGCUGAAAGAAUCAAGAGCGCAGAAGCUCGGUGCUAGGCUUACAUGA
Ceraceosorus bombacis is the source of this 3449-nucleotide messenger RNA. The record is from the annotation of a GenBank genome assembly. NCBI's taxonomy places the organism in Eukaryota, Fungi, Basidiomycota, Exobasidiomycetes, Ceraceosorales, Ceraceosoraceae.